Molecule: messenger RNA, 766 nt
Organism: Diuraphis noxia (Russian wheat aphid)
Lineage: Eukaryota; Metazoa; Arthropoda; Insecta; Hemiptera; Aphididae
Source: RefSeq, a predicted model, not a curated record
AUGACUGGCCUGAAGAUAAUUCAGGUCAACCUAAAUAAACAAAUGAUCGCCUCCGAACAACUGAGGGACAUUUGUUUAAAAGACAAAGUAGACAUUUUACUUGUCCAAGACCCACUAAUUAUCAAUGGACAUGCAUCAGGCUUUGAGGGCUGUCGUCAGAUUCUGUCUGACGAUAAUCCUGAAGCUGCCAUAAUCAUAACAAAUAAUAAAGUAAAAGCCAUUAAACUAGGACAAUUUACUACUCGCCACGUUGCAGUCGCCAGAAUUGGCAUUGGCCUCUGUAAGGAUGACGUGGUAAUAGUGUCAGCCUAUUUCAGGUAUAAUAAGCCCACGACUAUGUUCACUGAACUACUAACUAACAUCAGUCUAGCAAACAAACGCCUGCUAAUCGGUGCCGWCUGCAACGGCCAUUCAACUAGAUGGCACAAUGACGUUACUAAUACAAGGGGAAAGAUAGUAGAGGAACUGAUUGAUGAUCAGGAACUCCAUAUUCUAAACACCCCCCAAGACCUAAAAACCUACAAAAGGCAUGGAAUGGGAGAGUCCAACAUUGACAUUACACUAGCGAGCACCUCGAUCUAUAGAUCAGUAGGAGGCUGGUCCGUGACUGACCGGACGGAUAGUGACCAUAGAACAUUGGAAUACACCUUAAACCUAAAAAGACUAAAUAGGAAAAUUGAAAAGCCUGGUACAAGGUUCAACACAGAAAAAGCGGACUGGGAAAAGUUUAGACUCACACUCCUGGGUCUAAAGACACAGAUCCAUG